Messenger RNA from Trametes versicolor FP-101664 SS1, 2796 nucleotides. RefSeq lists its product as uncharacterized. The coding region runs from base 1 to 2796 and encodes 931 amino acids. Lineage: Eukaryota; Fungi; Basidiomycota; Agaricomycetes; Polyporales; Polyporaceae. The record is from RefSeq and is a predicted model, not a curated record. The transcript is spliced from 5 exons. Gene Ontology annotation, molecular function: protein binding.
AUGAGCUCUACCUCAGUUGACACACUUCGGCGAGACCCGAUGAUUCGGUUCGGCCAACUUCAAGCCAGCUACAAUGCUCGGCGCCGCGGCCCCGUGCACAAACUCCCCGUGGAGAUCCUGACCCAGAUAUUUGCCAAUGCUCUCGCCGAAGAAGUUGACAGCCCCUACCUCCUCCAGGGCCUCUCCCAGGUCUGUUCGCAGUGGCGGAGCAUCAUUGCCGAUGCCGCGCUGCUUUACAGAUCCUUUAGGCUGGAGAACCCCAUCUUGACGGCCCGCCACUUGGAGCGAUCGCGUGGUCUCCCCCUCGACGUCGACAUCCACGACGUGAAAUUUAACGUAUCCGAGACAGUUGCGCUGAUGAACAGCGUCUCCAUCCUCAGUCCUCAGCUGGAUCGGGUACGGUCGCUGAGCGUGACCUCGCACUCAUCCAAGAUGAGCGCCUGGGUGCUGGGCAUGCUCGAAGACUUUCCCGACCGCAGACUGACGAGCCUGUCUCUUGCGCUUACCCGUCAAGAAAAGCCGGUAUCCCUUGGCCUGCCUGAUUCGGAAGAGACAGCGCAGACCUUCCGCGGACUCACUUCGCUGAAACUGUGCAAUUUCAACAUUGGGCGCGCUCUCCUCGAACCAUCGGCUCUGCAACACGGUCUCAUGAGCUUCAGCCUACGCCGCCUCGAGCUGGUAUUCACCGUCGCGCCUCCGCCGACGAGCGCAACCCUCAUACACUUCCUAUCUCGCUGUCCAGAACUCGAAGAGUUCACGCUGCACUCAGUGGACCCGGUCGCAUUCGAGCGCAAGAAGGACGGAAUCGAUCUGCCAAUCUGUCAGCUUUCGAAGCUCAAGACGUUCAGCUACCACGCGCCGAACUUCAAGACGCUCGCGGAUGUCAUACGUCACAUGGAACCGGACGCCUCUCAGAUGCCUAAGUUUGAUAUAUCAUUUCCAAUGGACGACAAGGCCGUCACGACACUCCUUUUCCGGCAGCGCGACAAUGGCAAACGAGUUUACAAGCUGGCAUGCAUGGGCCAGAGCUUACGGCGUAUGGAUGUGCGCUCCUCCGGACAACAAAUGCAGAUCCUGGGCUCCUACAAGCAGGAGCGUACAACCUUAGAUCCCGACGUCAAGAUCGCUCUCACAUCGGACGGCCUCAUGGGGACGCCUUUGGAACCAAGCCUAUUUUUCUGGUCGUGGCCGAUCAAGGACGUUUCCAGCGUCGAGGUUCUUUCCUUCAAUUUGUACGGCGCCUUCGCCGUUCCAGCCGAUCAAGCGCACUGGGCCAGCCUGCUCCGUCCGCUGCGCGCUCUCUCGACCUUAGUGGUGGCCGGGGCGUGGUGGAUAGACGUUUACCAGCUAUUUAUGGCGUUGGACACCGCUCUACCCGACAGCUCGCUUCUAUGCCCCAAGCUGGCUACGGUGGAGCUUAUUGAUACCAUCGGGUAUAGCAAACGUCCGGUUCCUGGCUCCAAGUCUACCGCCAUCGACGCGUUAAAGUCAUUCGCUCGCUGCAAGAACUUGGAGGUUCUCAUUCGGAACAAUGCUGGACCUGUCAGACGACGUAUGGCCUCUCAAUCGCCAGAGCAAGUCUUGGCUCACGUUGCACGAGAGAGCGAAUGGCGUCUCAAAGCUCUCAGUUCUUUGUCGACCGAGCUAGUCGCACUCAGGCAGCUUCACAACACUGUCGCACUCCCCAACCGCCUGCCAGAGGAGAUCAUUCUUGAGGUUCUCAAGAACCUCAUGGACCGCCGCCAGGGAGACGUAGUGCACAUCAAUAUAGAACGCUUCUUCGGCCGGCUAUCCUCCCCAGCACCGAUGCUCCAGGAACUGUUGUUGGAGAAGCGCCCGAAGCCAAAUGUUGAGGGGCCCGAUGUGUCCCUAGUAUCGGCGGCACGUCUUUUCGGGGGGACUUUCCCCUUUCCGUCGCUCCUCAAGCUCUGCAUUCGAAACGUCGGCAUCUUUCCAACCGCUACCAUCCCAUGCUCCCUAUUGACCCUCGACAUUGUGCAAACCACCUCACGCGGCCUGCCCAGCCUGAAACGUCUGGUAGAGUUCUUAGGACAGUGCCCCCUACUGGAGCAGCUGCGCAUCGCAGGACCUCCGCGACCGCAGGUCGCCGACAUUAUCGACUCUGGACUUCCUGUUUCCCUGUCCCGUCUGCAACAAAUACACAUACAAAGCUCAGAGGCAUUCAUGUACAAUCUGCUGAACCGCCUGAGCGUGCCCCCCACCGCCCUCAUGCGCCUCCAAGCACGAUACACCGGGGACGGCUACGAUAUGAUCCCCCCUUCUUCCGAGGGGACCCUCCAAUGCUUCGCCGGCCUCCGACGGCUCGAAUUCGCCUUCGACGAUGGCAAGUUCAACCUGCGCGCCUUCCACACCCCCGACGCCGCCCUCGAGCCUGUACUCGAGCUCGAGCUCGCGAUCCCCAGUAGGGCCCAGGAUGAUAUGUCCGAGCUCAUGUGCCCCUGGCCACUGGACGUAUCCCAAGUCGAGAGCAUCGUGGUCUCCGGGCCUCCGAGAAGGCUACACAACGUGAACGUCGGCCAUGCGCUCUCGCACUUCCCCAACCUGACUUCCCUGCGGGUGGUGUCCAUGUGCGGUCCCACACUGAGGGACUUGCUCAACUACCUCUGCAUCCGGAGACCCCCGGUUGCUGGAGGGCCGAACGACUCCGAGACGGCGCACGCGGAGCUCACAGAGCUCACAGAUCCCGCUGCCAUUGCCGCAUUUCUCUGCCCAAAGCUCGCGACGCUGGAGUUGUGCGACAUCGAUCGGGGCCGUCGCCCUACGUUCUCCAAGUAG